UCUCAAACAAGCACCCCGUGCUUGGUAUGAACGACUGUCUAAAUUUCUUUUGGAAAAUGAUUUUGAAAGAGGAAAAAUAUAUAAAACUCGUUUUCUAAAAAUAAAGAAUCAAGCCCUUUUGGUCGCUCAAAUUUAUGUUGAUGAUAUUAUAUUUGGUGUUACUAAUGAUUCUCUUUGUGAUGAAUUUUUUUCUCUUAUGAGCUCCGAGUUCGAAAUGAGUAUGAUGGGAGAACUAAAUUUUUUCCUUGGUCUACAAAUCAAACAAACAAGCAAAGGAACCCGAAUAUCCCAACAAAAGUAUCUUAAGGAACUACUCAAGAAGUAUGGAGCAAGUGAAAGCAAAACAAUGACAACGCCCAUGGGGACAAUUGACAGGCUGGAUGCAGAUGAAAAGGGAACAAGCAUAGACCAAAAGAUGUACCGAGGAAUGAUCAGGUGACUUACUAAAUAGGAAAAGCACAUCUGGAACAGCUUACUCUCUAGGCCCUUGCUUGGUUUCGUGGAGUUCUAAGAAACAAAAUUCAGUUGCUCUUUCAACGGCCGAAGCUGAAUACGUAGCAGCCGCAUCAUGCUGUUCCCAAUCACUGUGGAUCAUGCAAUAAGUAAGCAACUACGGAAUUGCCUUAAAUUGCACGCCAAUUCUAUGUGACAAUACUAGUGCAAUUAGCAUCUCAAAAGAUCCGGUCAUGCAUUCUCGGACAAAACAUAUCCAUAUCCGUCACCAUUUUCUGAGAGAUUGCGUGGAGAAGGGGCUAAUCACAUUGAUAUAUUGUAAUACCGACAAGCAAAUCACCGACAUCUUUACAAAGCCCCUGAGAAGAGAAAGGUUUGAAUUAAUUAGACUUGAACUUGGUCUAAUUAAUGCUUGAAUUAUUUGCCUUACUUUUACAGCAUAAAACUAUCUAAUUGAUUACCUAUUUUCUUUAUUUUCUUUACCGAUUAAAGUUCAUGUCUUUUGAAUUUCGUUUAUACAUAUAGGUAAAUUUAUUGGGAAGGGAAAUAAAUCUUUUGAGUUAAUGAUCAUAUUCUGAAAAGUGAAGAAAAUCUUGUGAUCCGACUUCCCAUAAUCGGCG
Messenger RNA from Cuscuta europaea, 1073 nucleotides. Lineage: Eukaryota; Viridiplantae; Streptophyta; Magnoliopsida; Solanales; Convolvulaceae. The record is from the annotation of a GenBank genome assembly.